GUGAACUUCUCCAGGUGUUAACUAUAGGUCUUAUCUUUAUUCCAUCUUGGAGGUCCUCUCUUAGCAACUGGAAUAAACAAGUAAUAUGGGUGUCUUCUACCUGGCUUCAGAAAAAAAUAAUUGUUUAGAAGACAGGUCCUGUUGCCUUCAUGAAUGCUUCAACAAUCACAGAAUUUGUCUUCCCGGGUCUUUCCAGUUCUCGGCCCAUCCAGCUCCUUCUAUCUGUCCUGGUAAUGAUGUGUUACACUGCCAUUCUGAUGGGCAACCUCCUUAUUGUAGUAACUGUCCAUAUAGAUCCAUGCCUUCUAAGGUCACCCAUGUAUUUUUUCUUAGCCAAUUUAUCCAUCAUUGAUACUGCCCUAAGUUCAGUGGUUGUUCCUAAGAUGGCAACAGAUCUGAUUACCCAUGGUAACUCUAUUUCAUAUGGAGACUGCAUGUCCCAGCUCUUUUUUCUACAUGUCUUUGGAGGUUCAGAAGUGUUUCUUCUUACUCUCAUGGCCUACGAUCGCUAUGUGGCCAUUUGCCAUCCACUGACAUACAUAAUCAAGAUGAACCGUCCACGCUGCAUUAGACUGUUGUGUUGGUGUUGGGCUGGAGGCCUCCUUCACUCUGGCAGCCAGUUGUUCCUGGUCCUGCAGCUCCCGUUCUGUGGGCCAAAUGAAGUGGACAAUUUCUUUUGUGAUGUUCCACAGGUAGUCAAGCUGGCUUGUGUUGAUACCCAUGUCACUGAGAUGCUCAUGGUGGCCAAUAGUGGCCUCAUCAACCUGGUUUGUUUUAUCAUCUUGCUGAUCUCCUAUGGCAUCAUCCUGCAUGCACUUCAAGGUCGCUUAAAGGAGAGUGGGGGGAAGGCUCUGUACACCUGCAGCUCUCACCUGAUCGUGGUCAGCAUUUUUUUCCUACCUUGCCUCUUUGUAUACCUUAUUCCUAUCUUCAGCACCAGUUUGGACAAGAUAUCUUCUAUAUUUUAUACCACAAUUACUCCUUUCCUUAAUCCUAUGAUAUAUUCUCUAAGAAAUCAGGAAAUGAAGGAAGCAAUGGGCCGGGUGACAAAGAAAUUCAUAUUUAAGGACUGGUAUCAGAAGAAAGGAAAAGUCUGGUAGAAGUUUCAAAAUUCCUUUUUGGUCCUUGAGAUAAUCUUUUCUGGAGUUAUUCUUAUCACCAGAAAAGUAAUGAGGGGUAAAGUCCACCAAUCUAUGAUUUAUUAAUCUCCCAGAUAAAGCAGGAAUAACUCUUUUAGAGCCAAUAUUUGUUUAUUAAUUAUUAGGAAAUAUAGAUCGCUGUCCAUCUUGUACAUGAACUCUAGGUAGCUAAGAACAAGACAUAAUAAACAAUAUAAUACUUCAAUCAAAUAAAAACAGAAUUAAAAUACUCGUAACACAAUAGUCAAGUAACUGUAUUCUAAGCAGACACACAAAAACUGCAAUAAUACUUGAUCCAGUGUUUUGGGGUAGAAUUGAACUCUGUAGUUAAUGACAACAUGUGUGCCUUAUACUUUGAAAAAUGUGUAGCUAUUGUUCCCUUAGCAGUAAGUACUCAAAUAGGAAAAGAGUUGGUAGACAUGGAAUAAGUCAAUUAAAAUAUUAAAGAGAUUAUUGCCUGCAAAUAAUUUGCUAAGUCUUCCUAUUUGGAAGGUAAUGUUUACUGGUCAAUGUGAGUACCAAGGCUAAUGUCACUUCUUUUCUCAUUAAACUCUCCACCUUCCACUCAACAGAGAUGUUCCCUCAACAUCUCUUGUGGGAAGGACUUCAACUGAGAAUGUAGUUGCGUUGCCAAUAAGUUUUCCUAAUGUUCAGCUGGAAAAAUUCUAAAAUUGUUUAACUUUUUAAUUUUAUUAAAAUAAAACUCAUUCACCUUA
Molecule: messenger RNA, 1855 nt
Organism: Crotalus tigris (Tiger rattlesnake)
Lineage: Eukaryota; Metazoa; Chordata; Lepidosauria; Squamata; Viperidae
Product: olfactory receptor 4Q3-like
Exons: 2
Coding region: 150-1100 (316 amino acids)
Biological process (GO): G protein-coupled receptor signaling pathway
Cellular component (GO): membrane
Molecular function (GO): olfactory receptor activity; G protein-coupled receptor activity
Source: RefSeq, a predicted model, not a curated record